AUGAUUGUUCUGACAAUACAGCUUCGCUACCCCGCCCUGGAGUCUCUCGGUGACAAGAGCAAGGGCACCGAGACCGAGAAGAGCACCCAGCACUCGGUGUACUACCACGCUCUUGGGACCGAUCCCUCCACCGAUCGGCUAAUCGUCUCGGACCCGGAGCACCCGGACUACAACCACAACGCCCAGGUGUCCGAUGAUGGCAAGUACUGCAUUAUCUCCGUGUCCGAGAGCACCGAUCCGGUGAACAUGCUCUACGUCCUUCCCCUGGAGGGACAGUCCCUGCCGGCCGGCGAGCUCCCUGAGCUCAUCAAGCUUGCCACCAACUUCGACUCCAAGUACGAGUACAUCACCAACGAGGGGCCGAUCUUCUACUUCCUCACCAACAAGGACAAUGCCCUCAAUGGCAAGGUGGUCUCCAUUGAUAUCCGUGAUGGCACCGUCGACAAGUCCAAGGAUGUGGUCCCCGAGAACCCGACCGACCCGCUGGAGUCCUACACCUGCGUCGAUGGCAACAAGCUGAUUCUCGGCUACCUGCACAAUGUGUCGAGCGCCCUGCGCAUCCAUGACCUGACCAGCGGCAAGCUCAUCAAGGAGCUGGACAUCCCCAUCUGCUCGGUGGGCUCCCUCUUCGGCCGCAAGCAGAUGAAGGAAUUCUACUACCGCAUGACGAGCUUCACCCUGGCCAGCCGCAUCGUCAAGUACUCCUUCGAGAAUGACAGCGAGGAGAUUUUCCGCGAUGCCAAGCUCACCAACUUCAACCCCGACCUCUUCAAGGUCGAGCAGAAGUUCUUCACCAGCAAGGACGGCACCCAGGUCCCCAUGUUCCUGGUCCACCGCAAGGACCUGAAGCUGGAUGGCACCAACCCGGUCUUCCUGUACGGCUACGGUGGCUUCAACAUCCCCCUGGGCCCGAGCUUCAGUGUGUCGCGCAUCAUUUUCGCCGACAACUUCCGUGGCGUCUACGCCCUGGCCAACCUCCGCGGUGGCGGUGAGUUUGGCGAGAAGUGGCACAAGGCCGGCCAGCGUGAGAACAAGCAGAACGUCUUCGACGACUUCCACGCGGCGGCCGAGUUCCUCAUCAAGGAGAAGUACACCAAGGACCAGGAUAUCUAA
Molecule: messenger RNA, 1113 nt
Organism: Fonticula alba
Lineage: Eukaryota; Rotosphaerida; Fonticulaceae
Exons: 6
Coding region: 1-1113 (370 amino acids)
Biological process (GO): proteolysis
Cellular component (GO): cytosol
Molecular function (GO): oligopeptidase activity; serine-type endopeptidase activity
Source: RefSeq, a predicted model, not a curated record